This is a messenger RNA of Drosophila biarmipes, 3027 nucleotides long. Its product is annotated as thyrotropin-releasing hormone-degrading ectoenzyme. Gene Ontology annotation, biological process: proteolysis; peptide catabolic process. The transcript has 4 exons. NCBI's taxonomy places the organism in Eukaryota, Metazoa, Arthropoda, Insecta, Diptera, Drosophilidae. The record is from RefSeq and is a predicted model, not a curated record. Gene Ontology annotation, molecular function: peptide binding; metalloaminopeptidase activity; zinc ion binding. Gene Ontology annotation, cellular component: cytoplasm. Bases 16 to 2805 code for a protein of 929 amino acids.
AAAGUCUGCGAAGUCAUGCACUGGGGCUACCUGGCAGUACUCACCGCCCUCUUUCCGCCGGUGGAAGGUCUCUCCGAUGUCAGCCGCAGCCGCCUCGCGCGGUGGGUGGUGCCGCUGCGGUACCGCCUGGACAUCGUGACGCGGAUCAACCAGCCCUAUCAGCCCUUCGGCGGAACGGUUGUCAUUGAGCUGCGAUCGGAGCGGCCCACCAAGAAACUGGUGCUCAACUCGCGCGACCUGGAGAUUCGCAAGAAGAAGGGCGUGAGCUUGUUGGCGAAGGGUGGCAAACCCGUGGCCGUCAGCCACUUUAGGUUGAAUGCGCCUCUCAGUCGGCUGUCUGUCUAUUUGAAGAGUGCCCUCACGGUCAACGCCACAUACUCACUGAAGAUAUCGUACACAAGUGUUUUGAGGAACGACAACAAUGGCUUCUACGGCAGCAGCUACGUGGACCAGAACACCACGCUCGCCCAGUGGCUGGCGGCCACCCAAUUCGAGCCCAAUCACGCCCGCGAGGCAUUCCCCUGCUUCGACGAUCCCAUUUUCAGGACUCCGUUCGAGAUCAACCUGGCCCAUCCGCAUGAGUAUCGAGCCCUGUCCAACAUGCCCGUCAAGCGGACCAUUCGCCACUCCAGCCUAGCCCACUUCGUGUGGACGCAGUUCGUGGAGAGCCAUCCCAUCCAGACGUACCUGGUGGCCUUCUCGAUCAGCAAGUUCGAGAAGCCGGGCUUUACGUCCAAGGAGCGUCCAGGCUGUCCCAUCAGCACAUGGGCGCGCCCAGAUGCCCUGUCGCAGACGGAGUUCGCCAACCAGCUGGUGGCGCCGCUACUCUCCUUCUACGAGCAGCUCUUCAACAGCAGCCUGAAGCUCAAGAAGAUCGACCUGCAGGCCUUGCCGAGCUUCGCCUACCGGGCGAACGAGAACUGGGGCCUGCCCACCUUCGCCGAGGAGGCCAUCCUGUUCGACAGCGAGCUGAGUUCGAUGGCCGACCAGCAGGGCGUGGCCCGGGCGGUGGCGGUGAUGGUGGUCCACCAGUGGUUCGGCAACCUGGUGUCCGUGGUCUGGUGGCACCAGAUCUGGCUGAAGAACGCCUUCGCCCUGUACCUCUCCCGCUUCGGGGUGCACGCCCUGCGUCCGGAGUGGGACUACAAGGAGCGCCAUGCCCUGCAGCUCUAUCUGGAGGUGCUGGACCACGAUGCCCAUGUGAACACCGACCUGGUGGCCCAGCUGGUGGCCGAUGAAACGGACAUUUGGUCGGCCUACAAUGAGAUCGGGGAGCGCAAGGCGGCCGUGCUCUUCGACAUGCUGCACCGCAUCAUGGGCGACGAGGCGUGGCGGGCGGCGGUGCGUCGCUACCUGGUGAUCUAUGCCAAUCGCAGUGCCACCGCCUCGGACUUCUGGGACAUCCUGCAGAUGCAGGUGGAUCGCAAUGGCCGUUUGGGCAAGGGCCUGAACAUCACCCGUACCAUGGAGUCCUGGCUGAUGCAGCCGGGCUAUCCCCUGCUCAGGGUCACCAGGAACUACGAUGACCACUCGGCGGUGGUGCGCCAGGAUCGCUUCUUCAUCAGUCCGCAGUUCAAGCACCGGGCGGCCAAGAAUCCCUGCUGGUGGGUCCCACUCACCUACACCUGUCCGAGUUGCCAGGAGCUGGACAGCUCCACCGCCAGUCGCUGGCUCACCUGUCCGCUCUACCCCAGCCGGGAAAUUCAAGUGCCAACUGUGCGGCUGGAGAAGGUGGUGGAGAGUGCCGGGGAGUGGCUGCUGCUCAAUGUCCAGCACUCGGCUCCGUUCCGCGUGGACUACGACCUGCGCAACUGGCAGCUGCUCAACGAAACGCUCUCCGAUCCGGUGAAAUUCCGACAGAUCCACCGCGUGAACCGAGCACAGCUGGUGGAUGACUUGUUCAACCUGGCCUGGAGUGGCGUCAUGGAGUACCCCAUGGCGCUGGGCAUUCUGGGCUACCUCGAGCACGAGGACGAGAACGUGGUGUGGGAUGCCACGCUGGUCAACUUCGAGCGGAUCGACAAUGUGGCCAAGAGGGAUCACAACUACCGGGUUUACAAGAGCUACAUGCGCCUCCUGCUGGAGCGCCAGUUCCAGCGAGUGCUCUCCCUGUACCUGUCCAACUCCUCGGGGAACAUGACCCACCGUCCGCUGAUCCUCCAGCUGGCCUGCCAGUACGAGGUGCCCGCAUGCGUGAGCCUGGCCCGUCGGGAGUUCGAGAAGGGCACGCCGGCGAAGGCCGGCUGGAUGACCAUCCGGGAGCGCGAGACGGUCUUCUGCACGGCGGUCAAGUUCGGCACCGAGGCGGAACGGGAGGCCGUGGAGUCCAUGUACCAUAACUCGAACUUUGCCGCCGAGCAGGAGUCCCUGCUGACCGCCCUGGCCUGCUCCCGCAACGCCUUCGCCCUGGAACGGGUGCUCAAGUGGACGUUCGAGAGUGUGGGCAUUCGCAGGCACAACGCCAGGAAGACCUUCAUGGCGGUGGUCUCCAACAGCGUGGGCUACAGCCUGGCCAUGAAGUAUGUGGCCACCAACAUGCAGUACAUACGCAACUACUGCAGCAACUCCACCAACAAGAUUGUGAACCUCCUGCGGCCGCUGGUCGAGCGACUGUCCAAUGCCAAGGAGCUGGACUUUUUCACCAACUACUUCAAGGAGAUCCUGCAGGAUAUGCACGGCAUGGACCAGAUGAUCCGGAUCCUUCUGGAGCGGGGCAGCGACAACAUCCACUGGCAGCGCACCAAGUUCCGCGCCAUGCUGAAGGCCAUCCGGGACAUUAUCCUGUGGAAAGGUCGGGAGAGCUAAGAGGGAAAUAUAAAAGGAAGAGGAUUGAGUAGUCCGAAAUGGAGUUUUCCAAGAGUAAUAUAUUUUAAUUACCAAAUUCAAUCACUAAAGUCCUAACCAGAAAUGUUUUCUUGUUUUAACUGUCUCUAAAAUAAUCCAAUAUCCACAUUUGGGUAACUUUCAUUGAACCAAAGUAAUAGAGCGUGUUAAUAAAACUAAUUCGGUUGUUAAAAAACGUUUAAA